Aspergillus mulundensis is the source of this 987-nucleotide messenger RNA. RefSeq lists its product as uncharacterized. The record is from RefSeq and is a predicted model, not a curated record. Lineage: Eukaryota; Fungi; Ascomycota; Eurotiomycetes; Eurotiales; Aspergillaceae. Bases 1 to 987 code for a protein of 328 amino acids. The transcript has 2 exons.
AUGAGGCUUGCUAGCAAGUUUCACAUAGUCUGUGCCUUUGCGGUGUUCAGCAUUCUGCUUUCAGCCUUGUUCCUCGGUUCCCAGCAUUUCUACUACCGCAAGGUCGGCGCGGCGGACCAGCCAACUGUGGAGUUCCAGGCACCGGCCUCACCUGACCGCAGGCUAGUUGUGUUUGGUGAUACCUGGAGCGAUAAUAAUGCCAAAGAGAUCCAGGGUGGGAAAGUCUGGACCGACUGGCUUUGCUCUUCUUUCUCGUGUCAUCACGAGAACCUUGCGCAAACUGCCAAGUCUCUGAAGGGGACCUAUAUUGGGUCUGUCGUUGAUAAUGAGGAGCUUGCGGGCACCUUUCUCAACUUGUACAAGUCCCCGUUGUCUGACUUCAAGGCCCAGGUCAAACAGUGGGUGGGCACUGAGACAAAGGCUAUUCAGCAGCUCGACGAGGCGGUGAUCCAUGAUCGCCGCAAUCGCACCAUCGUGGUAGUCUCUUUUGGGGUCUGGGACUUGUGGAAUAUGAUAGAGAAGGACUACGAGACAGCCACCAAGUCUGUUGAUCACAUCGUUGAGGUCAUCAUGGAACAAUUGGAAGUACUGUCUCAGAAUUGGGGCAACGACGACCUCAAAAUCAUCCUGACACUGGUUCCCGAUGUGACCUUCCUUCCCGCCUUCCGCCCACACGGGGAUCAGAAUGUUUCCACCUACAAAGAGACAGUCAAGCUUGUUUCUCACUGGAACAGCAAACUACGAGGCGCAGCGGAGCAAUGGGGGAGGGGGGCCAUUUAUCUUUUCGAUACAGAGUCGUUUGUCACCGAUCUUAUCCGAGAUCGCCAGCUUUUUGUUGCGGGUGUUGAAGAAUCCAACGGGCUGGGAAAGAACCAAGACCCCGGCUGGGAGAAUGUUGAGGACGCCUGUGUGGAAAGCAGUCAACAGUGGGUGGUGACAUCAGAGAACAAGCGCUGCGACCAUCCGGACAAGUACCUUUUCUGGUAA